This is a messenger RNA of Asterias rubens (European starfish), 1587 nucleotides long. Its product is annotated as calmodulin-like. The transcript has 5 exons. The record is from RefSeq and is a predicted model, not a curated record. Gene Ontology annotation, molecular function: calcium ion binding. Bases 42 to 497 code for a protein of 151 amino acids. NCBI's taxonomy places the organism in Eukaryota, Metazoa, Echinodermata, Asteroidea, Forcipulatida, Asteriidae. Gene Ontology annotation, cellular component: myosin II complex.
GGCUAGUGUUGAUGUUGCAUUGAAGCAAAUCAGACGUCGAAAUGGCACACGUUUUCACGCAGCAGCAAAUCGAUGAAUACAAGGAAUGUUUUCUGCUGUACGAUCGGUCAAGGAAGGGAUUUAUAAAGGGCGAUGACCUUGUAGUAGCAAUGAGGUCAUUGAAUACACAUCCAUCUAUUGCGGAGAUCAAAGAGUACCGAAAAGAGUAUGAAAACGGUGGGCGUGUCAAGUUUGAUGACUUUCUUCAGAUCAUGUACAAACACGAGGAGGAACCGCUGGGCGAGAUCUUAGAUGCUUUCAGACAGUCUGAUCCUCAGGGCAGAGAUUUCAUCAUGGCUCCAGAAUUCAGGCACAUCAUGACUCACUUCGGUGAAAGACUCUCCGAUAAAGAAGUGGAUGCCGUACUUCGAGAGUUUGGAAUUCAAAAGAAUGGCUUUGUGAACUACAAGGAGAUCACCAAGCAACUUCUCAAGCCCAUACCUGACGAAUUAUCGUGAAAUGAGAACAAGACUUUUUCUGAAAUGUAGUUGGUAAAAUGUUCAGUCGAAUUUAUUUUCAUUUAAUAGUUUAUUUUGAAAAACAGUUUUAUGAGGGUCGGCUUUGCUCGUAGUGUUAAGAACCCUUCAGUUCGAUGCUCACUUUGAUAAAUUCAAAUCAGUACUACAUGUAUAUAUCUUUAGCCAAUAUUUUAAAGAGCUAAAAUGGUUUGGUAACAUUUUAUGUAGGUUUAUAAGGUUAGAAAAACAGGCGAGUCAACCAAAGAGCUUUUGAAAUUUGUAUUGGUGGUCAGGAUAAUUAUAUUUAUUUGUUUCUUAUUGUUUAACCCAAGUCAGUAUUGAACCAAUUCACUUGACGUAGUUAUCACAAAAAUCUUGGUUGCGUCAUUUUCUGAGUCAAUAUCUCUCUGUCUAAAACAGUGAAGUUUUGUUUUUGGCAAUAUAGAAUUAAAGCGCUUACAAUAAUUUGAAAAAUGGUAAGAGUGAAAGAGAGUAGACUGGGCCCCUGCCUUUAUCCGGAAGGAUAAAGACAGGUCCCCACGUAUCUCUAUGUGAAAUGAAUGUAGGGCAAAGGUGAAUAUACACCCCAGUCUGGAGGCAGGUCUCUGGCGUUAUUCAUGAGCCUUGAAGGGUGGCGUCAGAUGUUUAGGCUAGAAAGAGAGUAGCAGUGUAUGACUUUAAGGCUAGGGGUCAAUUAUGGAUAUUGUACGCUAUAGACGUAUUAUCAGUUGGUCAUCAUGCAUGUACUAUGUUUAGAAUUUUUGUAUUCGCGUAAUUUUGUAAAUUCACAUAAUUUUUGUAAAUGAUUUAGUGUAUUGUAUUCCUAUGGUGUAAGUAUUCAGUUUAGCAGGGGAUAUAUUUGCUAUUCAAAAAUUAAAUCAAGUUUGAUAUUUAAUUUUCUUCUUUUGAUUUUUCUGCUUUGUAUAUUUGAGUUUGUAAGAAUCAACGUGUACAGAGAAAUCCUGUGUGUGCCGCGCAUACACAUAAAUGCGCUUUAAACUAAAGACGAAAGAUGCAACUGGAUGACGUCAAUGCAAAAGGUCUAUACAUGAUUCAGAUAAACAAAAUCAGCAAUAUGCAUAGAUUAGAA